AUGCCCAUAUGGACGGUUUCUUGCGUGCGAGGUCCGAAGCAGAUUCAUGACAAGAAAUUGAAUUUUCCCACUGACAUAAGCUUCUGCGUCAUAAAUAAGAAGAACAAGUACAAAAUUAUUCAUGCUCACCUCGUAAAAGCGCUUAAGGGCAGUAUGACAAUGACAUUCUUUCGACUACAGUAUGUACAGAAGUAA
Plasmopara halstedii is the source of this 195-nucleotide messenger RNA. RefSeq lists its product as uncharacterized. The transcript has 2 exons. Lineage: Eukaryota; Oomycota; Peronosporomycetes; Peronosporales; Peronosporaceae. The record is from RefSeq and is a predicted model, not a curated record. Bases 1 to 195 code for a protein of 64 amino acids.